Messenger RNA from Anopheles nili, 2647 nucleotides. RefSeq names its product trifunctional enzyme subunit alpha, mitochondrial (gene Mtpalpha). The record is from RefSeq and is a predicted model, not a curated record. Lineage: Eukaryota; Metazoa; Arthropoda; Insecta; Diptera; Culicidae. The coding region runs from base 21 to 2336 and encodes 771 amino acids. Gene Ontology annotation, cellular component: mitochondrion; mitochondrial fatty acid beta-oxidation multienzyme complex. Gene Ontology annotation, biological process: fatty acid beta-oxidation. Gene Ontology annotation, molecular function: enoyl-CoA hydratase activity; NAD+ binding; long-chain (3S)-3-hydroxyacyl-CoA dehydrogenase (NAD+) activity. The transcript is spliced from 5 exons.
GAGAAAGCACAGAUUUAAAGAUGGCCAGCGUACGACUAAUCGGUGCGGCUCUGCAGCGAAAUGUGACCUUUGGACAGGCGCUACGGUUGAAGGCGCUGCAGUCUCAGAUGCAUCCGCGUUACCUGGCCACAGCGGCCGCGACCGGCAAACACAUGAAGACACGGAUCGUGGACAACGUGAUGGUGAUCACAUUGGACUCACCCGGCGUGAAGGUGAACUCCCUAAACGCUGAAGUACAGGCCGAGUUCGAUGCCGUCCUGCGUGAGGUCGAAACCAACCCGGCGGUCAGCUCGGCGGUGCUAAUGUCCGGUAAACCGGGCUGUUUCGUUGCCGGUGCCGAUAUCACCAUGCUCGAGCAAUGCAAAACCGUCGAAGCGGCUACGAAGGUGUCGCACGAGGGUCAGCUACAGUUUAGCAAGCUGGAAAAGUCCCGCAAACCCGUCGUGGCGGCCAUCAACGGUGUUUGUCUCGGUGGUGGGCUCGAGUUGGCGCUUGCUUGUCACUACCGUGUGGCGUUGAAGGACAAGAAAACCGUCGUUGGUCUGCCGGAGGUGAUGUUGGGAUUGUUACCGGGUGCCGGUGGUACCCAACGGUUACCGAAGCUUACCUCCAUCCCGACGGCACUGGAUCUGGCUCUCACGGGAAAGUCGGUGAAGGCUGACAAAGCGAAGAAACUGGGCAUCGUGGAUUUGCUCGUGAAUCCGCUCGGACCCGGACUGAAACCGGCCGAUCAGAAUACGCUCGAGUACCUGGAGCAGGUUGCGAUUCAGGUCGCGAAGGAUCUUGCCUCGGAGAAGCUGAAGGUGAAUCGUCAGAAGACGGGCAUCGUGGCGAAGGUGACCGAGUUUGCGUUCGGCAUCGAGUGGGUGAAGAACAAGGUGUUCGAAAAGGCACGCGAGCAGGUUAUGAAGAUGUCCGGUGGGUUGUAUCCCGCACCCUUGAAGAUUCUGGAUGUUGUGCGCGUCGGUGUGGAUAAAGGUCAGGAGGCCGGGUAUGAAGCCGAACGUAAGGGUUUUGGUGAGCUUUCUCAAACACCCCAAUCGAAGGGACUGAUCGGACUGUUCCGUGGUCAGACUGAGUGCAAAAAGAACCGCUUCGGCAAGCCAGCAAACCCCCCGAAAACGGUUGCCGUUUUGGGAGCCGGUCUGAUGGGUGCCGGUAUCGUGCAGGUUAGCAUCGAUAAGGGCUAUCAGGUUGUCAUGAAGGACACCACUGAAGCCGGUUUGGGACGUGGAAUUGGACAAAUCCAGGCUGGACUUCAGGGAGCGAUCAAACGCAAGCGGAUUAGCGCGAUCGAGCGUGAUCAGAUCCUGUCGAACCUCACCUCCACGCUUAGUUACGAACCGUUCCGGAAGGCCGACAUCGUCAUCGAGGCCGUGUUCGAGAACAUCGACAUCAAGCACCGAGUGAUCAAGGAACUGGAGCAGGUCGUACCGAAGCACUGCAUUAUCGCCACGAAUACGUCCGCCAUCCCGAUCUCGAAAAUCGCUGCCGGCAGUUCUCGUCCGGAGAACGUGGUCGGCAUGCACUAUUUCUCCCCCGUUGACAAGAUGCAACUGUUGGAGAUCAUUACGCACCCCGGCACGUCCAAGGAGACUGCAGCGGCCGCCGUUGAGGUGGGUUUGCGACAGGGCAAGGUCGUUAUCACCGUUGGAGAUGGACCCGGAUUCUACACGACGCGCAUCCUCUCGACAAUGCUAUCGGAAGCUAUCAGACUGCUGCAAGAGGGUGUCGAUCCGAAGGACCUUGAUAAGAUGACGAAAUCGUUUGGCUUCCCCGUCGGUGCAGCCACGUUGGCGGAUGAAGUCGGUAUCGAUGUCGGAGCGCACAUUGCCGUGGAUCUGGCGAAGGCGUUUGGUGAUCGCUUCUCUGGCGGCAACCUUGGAGUGAUGGAGGACCUCGUGAAGGCCGGUUUCAUGGGACGCAAGUCCGGCAAGGGUGUGUUUGUGUACUCGGGCGGUCGUAGCAAGAACCGCGAGGUGAACCAGGAUGCUUUGGCUAUCUUGAAGCAGAAAUAUGCGCUGCAGUCACGCGGAGCCAACAGCGUGGAAGAUAUGCAGCUGCGUAUGGUGUCGCGCUUUGUCAACGAAGCCGUCCUGUGUCUGGAGGAGAAAAUCCUCGACAGCCCGCUCGAGGGUGACGUUGGUGCUGUGUUCGGUUUGGGCUUCCCUCCAUUCACCGGUGGACCGUUCCGGUGGGUUGACCAGUACGGUGCUGAGAAGCUCGUUGGCAAGAUGCGAUCGUACGCCGACCUGUACGGAGCACCGUUCGUACCGGCUCAGACGCUGGUCGAUAUGGCCAAGGAUUCGGGCAAGAAGUUCUACCCGAGCAAGUAAAGACAAUCGCUCGAGCGUCGCUAGUAAAUAAGCUUUAUCGUGUAUCAUCGACCUUCGAACAUCAAGAACACACCUCAUUCGUGUAAGGGACCUCCUAGGCAUUAAGUACGUAGGGAAGAAAACGCUAUUUUUCUGUAAAACUCUAGUGUUCCAAUUUUCUGGAUCAUGGACCGUGUUAAUGGGCGUCUCCGAGCUUGGCGCAGAUUAUUACACCAUCGGUCUCCUGUUUAGCAUAAAACGAUAUUUUGUAUGUCUUUUUUGUUUGGUUUGCUUUAUGUUAACUAUUGCAUUUUUAAAUAAAUUUUAUUAUU